Drosophila elegans is the source of this 2020-nucleotide messenger RNA. RefSeq names its product WD repeat domain phosphoinositide-interacting protein 2 (gene Atg18a). Gene Ontology annotation, molecular function: phosphatidylinositol-3,5-bisphosphate binding; protein binding; phosphatidylinositol-3-phosphate binding. The record is from RefSeq and is a predicted model, not a curated record. The coding region runs from base 224 to 1570 and encodes 448 amino acids. Gene Ontology annotation, biological process: nucleophagy; protein lipidation; autophagy of mitochondrion. The transcript has 6 exons. Lineage: Eukaryota; Metazoa; Arthropoda; Insecta; Diptera; Drosophilidae. Gene Ontology annotation, cellular component: extrinsic component of membrane; cytosol; phagophore assembly site membrane.
CCACCUUGUCUAUGUGUGGGUGCUGGUGUGUUUGUGUGCAAAACAGAGCAAAAACAAUUGCGCGACAAGAAAUCCAAAUAUCGUUUAAUAUUACAUAGCUUCAGUUAAGUAAACGUCUUUCAGCUAACAACAAGUCGACAGCGGUGUCCUGCGAAUAUCGAAAAGGCUAGAACAGAGACUUUAGCAAUACAGAGAGGAUCUCAGCCCCUCCCACACAAGCACCAUGAUGAGCCUGCUCGGGCGCCCGGACGUGGAUGCGGGCGAAGUGUUCGUCAAUUUCAACCAGAACAUAACUUCGCUGGCCGUGGCCACUAGUGGCGGCUACAGCCUGUACAGCCUUGGUUCCGUGGACUCGACGCUGGACAAGAUCUACCACACGAAGAGCGACGAGUUGUUCCUCAUCGAACGCCUGUUCGAGAGCUCUCUGGUGGCCAUAGUUUCCCAGCGAGCUCCUCGUAAGCUUAAGGUGUGCCACUUCAAGAAACAGAGCGAGAUCUGCAACUACUCCUAUGCGAACACAAUUCUGGCAGUGAAGCUCAAUCGCGAGCGUCUGAUUGUCUGCCUGGAGGAGUCGCUGUACAUCCACAACAUCCAGGACAUGAAGGUGGUGCACACCAUCCGCGACACGCCUUGCAAUCCACAGGGCUUGUGCGCCCUCUCCUCGUCCUCAGAGCACUGCUAUCUGGCCUAUCCGGGCAGCGUGACCGCCGGCGAAGUGCAGAUCUUCGAUGCCAUUAACUUGCACGCCAAGACCAUGAUUCCCGCCCACGACACACCGCUGGCGGCUUUGGCCUUCAGUCCCUCGGGCACGGAGAUCGCUACGGCCAGCGAGCGUGGCACGGUGAUCCGGGUCUUCAGUUCCCAGGAUGGUAGUCGGCUUUUUGAACUGCGACGGGGACUCAAGCGCUGUGUGUCCAUCGUUUCGCUGUCGUUCAGCACGUGCGCCGAGUAUCUGGUUUCCAGCUCCAACACGGAGACGGUGCACAUCUUCCGGCUUGAUCGCAGUGCCACAGAGACGGCCGAGGGUCAUGGUGGAAAGCAGUCGAGUGACGACUGGAUGGGUUACUCGUUUUUUAGAUUCUUGAGCAAAACGGUCACCAGCUACCUGCCCACGCAGGUGACCGACGUGUUUAGCCAGGGCCGGGCCUUCGCCUCGGUAUCUUUGCCGGAGGCAGGAGUUCGAAGGAUGUGCGCCAUUACCACGAUACAGAAGCAGCUAAGACUGCUGAUUGCCUCGCAGGAUGGGUACCUGUACGUGUACUCCAUUCCCACCGUCGAGGGUGCAGAGUGCCAGCUGAUAAAGAGGCACGACCUGCGGCUGGAGGACCACUACGCCAUGGAUAUCAAAGUUGAUUCACCUCAAACUCUAGGCCUGAACAGUGGCGUGAGCAUCGGCGGAGCAGCCGGCGUUCCGCCCGGUGGUACAGGCGGUGCUGGCGCCGGCGGGAGUGGUGGUGAUGGCAAGUCGGCGGCUCCUGUUGUCGGUGGCGGUGGCGACAAACCGGGCGGCUCAUAUGCGUCGGCAGUGAAGGGGGACGAGCCAGCCGGACCCUCCUCCUCCUCCGCUUAGAUAAGGAUAAUGUUCAUGAACAAGAAACGCAGAGAUGGUAAACGAAACUCACUCCUCAAAGUACUAAGGACGAUGAUGCUAAAGUGAUUGCGAUGAUGCUUGGCGACUGGCGACGGCGGCGAUGAUGAUAAUGAUUUAGCGACGGUGGCUCUGUGGCGUCAAGCGUAUUUAAGUAAAUAAAUAGGUCAUAGACUUAAUUUAGCUCUUAACGUUGUCAGCGACGAUUCUUCCUCGUUUUGUACCAGCAACAAAUCCUUUCUACCGCCUCUCCCUACCCAAGCAAUUUUUAUAGUUUUAAGCCUCGUUCCUGGCGCUGCCAUUGGAAUAGGAAAUGCUUUUGUCAUACACUUCUAAGUUAGUUGUUAAUUAAUAAUUUAAAACGAUUUAUAGAUUUGCUUUGAUAUUUCAGUUGCCCGCUUUUUAUAUAAAAUAAACGGUCUUUGCAAAUUA